Molecule: messenger RNA, 1095 nt
Organism: Limanda limanda (common dab)
Lineage: Eukaryota; Metazoa; Chordata; Actinopteri; Pleuronectiformes; Pleuronectidae
Product: voltage-dependent calcium channel gamma-7 subunit-like
Exons: 5
Coding region: 1-1095 (364 amino acids)
Biological process (GO): neurotransmitter receptor transport, postsynaptic endosome to lysosome; positive regulation of synaptic transmission, glutamatergic; calcium ion transport
Cellular component (GO): postsynaptic density membrane; AMPA glutamate receptor complex
Molecular function (GO): voltage-gated calcium channel activity; channel regulator activity
Source: RefSeq, a predicted model, not a curated record
AUGAGUUCCUUCAGCACCAGGGCUCUGACGCUGCUCUCCUCGGUGUUCGGCGCCUGCGGCCUGCUGCUGGUGGGCGUGGCCGUGUCCACGGACUACUGGCUGCUGAUGGAGGAGGGGAUCAUCCUGCAGCAGAACCAGACCACGGAGGUGAAGAUGGCGCUGCACUCCGGCCUGUGGAGGGUCUGCUUCGUGGCAGGUCCGGAGAAGGGCCGAUGUGUGGCCUCCGAAUAUUUCACCGAGCCGGAGAUCGAGAUCACGACAGAAAACACGGCCAACAUACUCAAAAUGGUUCGGACCGCCACUCCCUUCCCGAUGGUCUCUCUGCUCUUCGUCUUCACCGCCUUCGUCAUCAGCAACAUCGGACACAUCCGGCCUCAGCGCACCAUCCUCGCCUUCGUUUCUGGAAUCUUCUUCAUCCUGUCAGGCCUCAGUCUGGUUGUGGGUCUGGUCUUGUACAUCUCCAGCAUCAAUGACGAGGUGAUGAACCGACCCAGAGAACCAGAGGGCUUCUUCCACUACCGCUACGGCUGGUCGUUCGCCUUCGCUGCCUCCUCCUUCCUGCUCAAAGAGGGCGCCGGCGUCAUGUCCGUCUACCUCUUCAUGAAGCGCUACGCGGAGGAGGAGCUCUACCGGCCCCACCCGGCCCUCUACCGCCCCCGCAUGUCCGACUGCAGCGACUACAGCGGCCAGUUCCUCCACCCGGACUCCUGGCCCCCCCCCCAGCGCGGCCGCAGCGCCUCCGACGUCUCCUCCGACAUCUCCAUCCAGCUCAACGAGACCCCGCCCCCGCAGGCGCCUCCCAAGGGCGGCGGCAGCUCCCAGGCCACGCCCUCCUCCUCCGGGCCCUCGUCGGCGGCGAGCUACCAGCUGCAGCAGGCCGCCUCCUCCUCCUCCACCUCCUCCUCCUAUCCACACCCCCUCCACCCGGGCUCCACCCUGCCCAGGUCCUCCCACGGCCACGCCCACGGCCACGGCCACCCGCACCCCCACCCCAGUGGGCCGCCGCCCCAUUCCCUGCCCAUGGGGGUGCCACCCGCGGCCGUGCUUCCCCCCCGCUAUCACGCGCACAUGCGGAUGAGCGCCUCGCCGUGCUAG